AUGGCUGUGAACAAUCUCCAAUUUCAGCAACGAACAGAUUCCAGUAUUCAGACUUUGCAGACACAGAUUGGACAGCUUUCCACUUCAAUGAAUGCCAUGCAGCAAGCCCAUGGAUCAAACCAACUUCCUACCCAAAAAAUUAUGAAUCCAAAAGGCCCUAAUGCUAAUGUGAGUGCAAUUUCCUUGAGAUCUGGAAAGGUAAUAGAACCAGCCCCAGAAAAAAAUAAAAAAAAUCUUGAGGUAACACCUGAACCUUCUUCUGUUGUGAUAGAAACUGAACCCUCUGUUGUGGUAGAAACUGAAAAAGAAAAAGAGAAAGAGUAUGUUCCACCAGUUCCCUUCCCACAUAGAAUACUGAAAAAUAAAAGGACUAGUGAUGGAGACAAGGAGAGAGAGAUUUUAGAUGUGUUCAGAAAAGUGGCGGUAAACAUUAUGCUUCUUGAUGUUAUUAAGCAGGUUCCAAAGUAUGCAAAAUUUCUAAAAGACUUGUGCACAAGUAAGAAAAGGUUGAAGGGCAAUAAGAGUGUAAAUUUGGGACGAAACAUUUUAGCCCUUAUCCAGCCUAAACAUUCACCUGAAAAAGCUAUUGUUUCAUCCGUCAAUCAAGCCAUACCCCAAAAGUGUAAGGAUCCAGGAACUUUUGCUAUUCCAUGUACCAUUGGGGAUAGUAAAUUCGACAAUUGCAUGUUUGAUUUGGGAGCAGACAUUAAUGUUAUGCCUACUUCUAUUUAUAAUAACCUUGAUCUUGGUCCUUUACAGCAUACAAGUUUAAUCAUUCAACUAGCGAACAGAAGUAAUGCUCGCCCUAUUGGAGUAGUGCAAGAUGUGCUUGUUCAAUUUUAG
Molecule: messenger RNA, 843 nt
Organism: Lathyrus oleraceus (garden pea)
Lineage: Eukaryota; Viridiplantae; Streptophyta; Magnoliopsida; Fabales; Fabaceae
Exons: 2
Coding region: 1-843 (280 amino acids)
Source: RefSeq, a predicted model, not a curated record